AUGGUAGCAAGUAUUCCUAGCCCAACAAUGCCAGAUAGCGAGGCACCAUGCACUUAUUCUAGUGGAAUUGAUUGUGCAGUUGAUUUGAUUCUCGCUUCAGAAAUAAGUGCAAUUCCAGCUACAAAAGCGAUGAUUAUGUCGGCGAAAAUAAUAAUGUCGACACAGUUCGCCACCAAUGAUAAAUUGAUUCAAGCUGGUACUGGUAGUGCAUCAACGACCGAAACCGCCCAAAAGCAUGAUCAUCAAUUGACGAGGGAAGAAAGAAUAGUUGAUGCUAUAUGCGAGCCCGUGGCUUUCAAUUGUUUAAUCGGCACGAUGCUCAUUGUUUCCUAUCGGCGAGGAAUACGAGCAAGAGGUUUGAAGAGGAGCUCUCAAGGAUACAGUAAUGCGGAGCUGAAAUCUAGACCACGUCAAUCACAUUUCGCGAAAAUAGACGACCCAAGAAUGUACCAGAAUUGGGGAUUACAAAUGUGA
This is a messenger RNA of Botrytis fragariae, 474 nucleotides long. RefSeq lists its product as uncharacterized. Bases 1 to 474 code for a protein of 157 amino acids. Lineage: Eukaryota; Fungi; Ascomycota; Leotiomycetes; Helotiales; Sclerotiniaceae. The transcript has a single exon. The record is from RefSeq and is a predicted model, not a curated record.